Molecule: messenger RNA, 2235 nt
Organism: Acanthopagrus latus (yellowfin seabream)
Lineage: Eukaryota; Metazoa; Chordata; Actinopteri; Spariformes; Sparidae
Gene: vamp4
Product: vesicle-associated membrane protein 4
Exons: 9
Coding region: 383-844 (153 amino acids)
Biological process (GO): vesicle-mediated transport; Golgi ribbon formation
Cellular component (GO): membrane
Source: RefSeq, a predicted model, not a curated record
UCCUCCAGCUGUUUGUGUUCACUUCCUGGUCACGUGAUUCAGACGGAGAAAAGACAAGCGAGCCGCUAUCAUCCAUGAUGAAAGUCCUGUCUCAUCGUCCGGACAGCAUAUGAAAUGAAAGCGACACAUCCGUAAAGACAGCCCGAACCCUGGGAAACCCUGGAUUAAUACCCGAGUGUCUGUGUGUUUGUGUCCGCCAGCAUCGAGCGUCUUCUGGACCGUGAGGGAAACAGCAGAUAGAGCCCUGUUCCCCUGCUUCUCUUCUGCUCUGUUUACUGGAAAGUUGCUCUCAUCUCCUGGCCGCUGAAAGGCCUUUUUCCAUACACUCUGCCAGAAAAGGACGCUGCUGAGCAAGCCACAGCGUCCGACUGAACUGGAUUCAAUGAGCGAGCCAGACCGGGAGGACCAGCCUGAAGACAACAUGCCCCCCAAGUUUAAACGACACCUCAAUGACGACGAGGUCACGGGAUCUAUUCGCAGCGAGAGGAGGAACCUACUGGAGGAAGACUCUGAUGAGGAGGAGGACUUCUUUCUGAGAGGGCCCACAGGACCCAGAUUUGGCCCUCAGAAUGACAAAAUGAAGCAGGUGCAGUCGCAGGUGGACGAGGUGAUCGAUGUGAUGCAGGAGAACAUCUCCAAGGUGAUAGAGAGAGGCGAGCGUCUCGACGACUUGCAGGACAAGUCGGAGAGCCUAUCGGACAACGCGUCAGCCUUCAGUAGCCGAGCCAAGCAGCUGCACAGGAGGAUGUGGUGGAGAGACAUGAAGAUGAAGAUGAUUAUCGCCUUGGUAGUUGUGGCCCUGUUGCUCAUUAUUAUCAUUCCAGUGAUCAUGCGAUAUCGCUAGUGUCUGACGAGGAGGACGAGGAGGGACGCAUCUUCCUCUUUGUCCUCUCUCUCUUUCUCUCUCCCCUCUCUGCACACAGUCCUCCACUCCCGCUAGGGGGCGCCAGGCAGCCUCCCACACCCUCCUCUGUGUCAGCCUGUGUACCUUUUGAGGAUCCGGCCUCAAGUUGCCCCUUAGUACAGAUCUUAUCUUUGGCAUUUCCACAUAAAUCCGCUGUGAGAUCAGUACUAAGGCCCCGGUUGAUCCCUUUGCUUUGAACAGAACGGGAACACGGGAGAACUGGGGAGAUAUUUUAAUGCAGUUUGGAAGAAAACGCCGACUCUCAGCCCUCUAGUCAAUGUGAAGGAGCGCUCCAUUCCAUGAUACAUAUCACGUGAAGGGCCCUGUCUUUGCCUUGACAACAGGGACACUCCAGGUUGUGCACAUUACAUCAUAUAGAUAGAAACUGUAAAGGCAGGGAAUCCUCGCCAACUCGCUGGUCUGUAUCUGCUGCAGCAGCCUCCUAUAAAGAGGCUUUAACGUUAAGUGAAUGAACCUCAGAUGUCUGCUCGUGAUUCCUCAUGCGCUGUCUGCUCACCGCCCGAGGAUGAAGUUUAUAGGGAAUCAUUUGAGUUCACUUUCAACGUGAGGGAACAUCUGAGGUUCAUCUGCGUAGUCAAAGGUCGCUUCUUUUAACCAUCAAAAAAGGCUUCUCUGACAGGAAAGUGAUUUCACUUAUCAGGUAUGUUCCCUCAUCAGUGCAGAUGAUCGGAAAAGAAGCCACAUGUGUUCAACAUCCUGCUCAAUCAGCUUCAUCAAUCACCGCUUUUCCACCUCCGUCUGCCUCUUGAUAGCUCGCUCUACUGUAAAGCAAGGACCAUGUCAAACCAAAACAUCCGGGUUAUGAAUGUCUGCCACACUUUUAACCUCUCGCCUUCCUCCUGGGUUGUGCUGAGCUCUGGGCGGGUUUGGUCAUGGUACUUUCCUGCGGUGACAUUAAACUGUCUCUCACUCUGCAGAUGUUUCUGUUUGGUUUUAAUUCCACUUUCUGUCUUUUUGUUUUCCCACUGUUUUCAAGUUCUUAUUUCUGCCCGUCGCUCAAUGUUAGCGCUUGUAUGAAAGCUGGUAUUUCCCGUCGCCACUGAAGGGACAGUUUGUCUCUCCGUACUGUUACAUUAAGUUCUAAGAGGGAAAAUUUAAGUGGGCUGUGAAACAAAACUGAAAAAGUGUCAUUGUGUCUGGAUUAAUUAACUGUAUAAUACCACUCUGGAUUGUCAUGUUAUUAUUUUGAAUAUAAUUUAUUUUAGCUGUAAAUACUGAUUCUGUAAUGAUGUACAAUACUCUGGCAUUGCAUUGGAAGACUGUGAUAUAUUGAUCCGUUUUGCUCUGGAAUAAAGUGAUUUUAAAGGGCA